Messenger RNA from Phymastichus coffea, 6881 nucleotides. Its product is annotated as acetylcholinesterase-like. Bases 720 to 2918 code for a protein of 732 amino acids. Gene Ontology annotation, cellular component: plasma membrane. Lineage: Eukaryota; Metazoa; Arthropoda; Insecta; Hymenoptera; Eulophidae. The record is from RefSeq and is a predicted model, not a curated record. Gene Ontology annotation, molecular function: acetylcholinesterase activity. The transcript has 9 exons. Gene Ontology annotation, biological process: acetylcholine catabolic process; choline metabolic process.
UCACCCGGCCUAUCACAACUUUCUCUCCUCUCUACCUCUGUCGCUUCGCUCCGUGUUUUCUCAACACACUCAAUCAUAUACACAUACACAACAGUAAAAAAUAUUACCUCUAAUGCCAGUGCAGUGCGCGUCCAAUUGUACGUAGGGUGUAGAGAGUCUUGUGCAUUUCGACAAACAAAACGUAACGAACGAUCUAUAUUUGUUUUUGUCAUCCCCCUUUCUUUUCUCUUCGUCUUCUCGCUGCCUCUCAAAUACGAUAAGAAAUCCGGAAAAUCCCCCCCCCCCCUUCCUAUUUUUUUUAAAUUUCAUUUAAACGUACGUGAAAGGUUUGUGCAAAGGAAAAUUUUUUUUGGUGCGUGACACGACGACGAUGACGGCAACGACGACGUCGAUGAUGACGACGGCGGCGACGACGAUAUUCAGCUGAAUAGAGCGCGACGAGCAAAGAGCAAGAAAAACGAGAGUAUACACAAGCCAAUUCAAGAUGAGGGGUGGACGAGAAAUGUAGGCGUAAUAUAUUGAAAAAUAAGGGCCGCAAAUACGGAUCAGCAGCAUCUCGUAAGAGAACGACGAAGAAGCCGGAGGCAUCCAGCCUCGUCCCUUCCAACGUGACCUCGACGCUGCAGCUGCUGUCGUCACCGCGGCGAGCUUCUUCGUCUCCUCGAUUGCCCUCGAACGAUCAGCCUACCCUCAGCUUGCAAAACUGCUGCUAAACAAAGAUGCGGCGUCAUCAUUAUCAGCAGCAGCACGAUGAGAAGCUCAACAGACAGCAGCAACAGAAAAAGAAGAAGCACGAGGAUCAGUCGAGUGGGUGGCGAGGAGGAGAAGGAGAAGGAGGAGAUGGAGGUGGUGGUGGUGGUGGUGGUGGUCGUGGUGGUACAAGGCGGCGUAUCUCGACAACAGCAGCAACGACUUGGCUGGUCCUCGUGGCACUCGGCUUUGGUAGCCUUGACCUACACGGGGCGUACGGCUCACCUUCUCACCGCGGCAGACAUCACGCGGCCUCGGAUCUUAGCCUGCAACAGCAUCAGCAGGAUCAAUCGAUCGAGCAGGAGCCGCUGCCGCAACCUCAACGACUCGCCGCAGCGGCCCAGUCAACUCCCCAGCCGCUGCCACAGCCGCAACAUCAAACCCAGGACGAUGACCCGCUCGUCGUCUUGACGAAGAAGGGGUUCGUCAAGGGCACUACCCUCACUGCUAGGACCGGCAAGAAGGUUGAUGCUUGGCUCGGUAUACCUUAUGCGCAAAAGCCUAUUGGUGACCUGAGGUUCAGGCAUCCGCGGCCGGCGGAAAAGUGGGAAGGCAUACUGAACACGACCACGCCACCGAACAGCUGCGUUCAGAUAGUGGACACGGUGUUCGGUGACUUCGAGGGCGCUCAAAUUUGGAAUCCAAACACUCAGCUGAGCGAGGACUGCCUUUACAUUAACGUGGUCGUGCCGAAGCCAAGGCCUACCAACGCUGCCGUGAUGUUGUGGAUAUUUGGCGGCGGCUUUUACUCGGGCACGGCGACACUAGACGUGUACGAUCACAAGACACUGGUGUCGGAGGAGAACGUGAUAAUGGUGUCGAUGCAGUACCGCGUGGCGAGCCUGGGCUUCCUCUACUUCGGCACCCCCGACGUCCCCGGCAACUCCGGUAUGUUCGAUCAGGUGAUGGCGCUGCAGUGGGUGCACGACAAUAUCGCCGCCUUCGGCGGCAGCCCCGACAACGUGACGCUGUUCGGCGAGAGCGCCGGCGCCGUCUCGGUGUCGAUGCUGCUGCUCUCGCCGCUCUCCAGGAACCUGUUCAGCCAGGCGAUAAUGCAGUCGGGCUCGGCGACGGCGCCCUGGGCGGUCAUAUCGCGAGAGGAGUCGAUAAUGCGCGGUCUACGGCUCGCCGAGGCGGUCGGCUGCCCGCACGACGCCAGCAAUCUGCGCGGCGUGAUCGAUUGCCUAAUAGCCGUCGACCCGAAAGUCCUGGUGGAGGGCGAGUGGGGCACACUCGGCAUCUGCGAGUUCCCCUUCGUGCCGGUCAUCGACGGCGCAUUCCUCGACGAGACGCCGCAAAAGUCCAUGCUCACCGAGUCCUUCAAGAAGGCCAACAUCCUCAUGGGCUCCAACACCGAGGAGGGCUUUUACUUUAUCAUCUAUUAUCUGACCGAACUCUUCAGGAUCGACGGCACGGAGGACGUGAAAGUGUCGCGGGAUGAAUUUAUACGGGCCGUCAGCGAGCUCAACCCCUACGUCAGUCCCGUCGGCCGGCACGCCAUCAUCUACGAGUACACGGACUGGCUGCGACCCGACGACCCGGACGCCAACAGGAACGCGCUCGACAAGAUCGUCGGCGACUAUCACUUCACGUGCAACGUCAACGAGUUCGCGACGAGGUACGCCGAGACCGGCAACAAGGUCUACAUGUACUACUACAAGCACAGAUCGCUGAACAAUCCGUGGCCGAGGUGGACGGGAGUCAUGCACGCCGACGAGAUAAGCUACGUCUUCGGCGAGCCACUCAACCCGAGCAAGGGCUACACGCAAGAAGAGGUUCACUUGUCCAAGAGGAUGAUGAGAUACUGGGCGAACUUCGCUAAAACUGGCGACCCGAACAUGGGCGACGACGGCUCGUCGUGGACGGAGGUCAACUGGCCGAUUCACACGGCGCAGAGGAAAGAGUACCUGACCCUGGACACUAACUCGACGGAAAUAGGCUACGGUCCGCGCGCCAAGCAAUGCGCAUUCUGGAAGAAGUAUCUGCCUCAGCUGCUCUCUGCCACUGCAAAGCUGGAUCAGUCAAAGGAGACCUGCAGCGGUUCACGGCCAAGUGUAGUGCUGGACACACGUGGUGCGUGUUUGAUGCUGCUGUCACUGGUAACCAUUGGUCUACGGGCAUUAUCAAGUUCCUCGCAGCUAUGGCCUCAAGCUAACGGGCCUGUCUAGCUCGCGGCCCCCGCAACGACAGCCAUUACCAGCCAAUCGACCAUCGCCGGACAGCAACAGCAGCAACACUGACAUAUCAGCAGCAGCACGCUUCUUCCUCUUCUCUCCUCCGCGUUCUAGGGACGAAACAUCUUCUGUUUUCUUUUCUCUCUCACGAUCAAACACACACACACACCUACACACACACACGCACACGCACACACACACGCACACACAUACACAAGUCCUUUCUAUUAUUAUGACUAUGAGGACUCUUCCUAUCCGUUUUUUCGACGUGCUUUUUCUACUAUACUCGUGUCUAGGAUAUAUGCAUAUGUACUCGCAUUAUAUAUGUAUAUCGUCACACGAGGGUACUUCCGACGUUACGAGAAAUUUUUUGUACGAGUGAGUGACCAUUGUUCGUGACAUCUAUACACAUCUAACGAGUACUAUUAUUAUUAUAUACAAGUAUCACGAGAUUUGUAUGUGUCGUUAGAUAACAUAAAAAAAAAAAAUAAUCGCUUGCGUUUCGUUAGCAGAACAGCUGCCACACUAAUAUUUCGGGUCGCAGUUUAAAAGUGCUUCCGAACGUCUCUCUUCAACUUCUUUUGGUUUGCAUGUGUGCGCGUGUGAAUCGAGCGUCGUUUCACUUCAUGCUGUGGAUAAUCGCGAAAGAACAACUGUCUGCUCUUUCGUCGAAAUGCUCCACGCAUAUUUACGUAGGCACCAAGUGACAGCAACGAAUGAUACGCAACGCCUAUAUUUAUAUAUAUACACGAAAACAAGCACCAAGAUUGUACGAGCAUUGGGGUUAUUAUUUCUCUGCUGCUCAUCUCCGCGGUAAUCGAGAUUCUAUUUUCAUGCAUUAAUUGAAAAUCGAUGGCUUUGAAAAAGAUUCUCCUUGUUUUUCCAUGAAAUAUUUAAUUGGAGAUGAAGUUCAAUCGAAUGAACGACGAUUCAAUUUCGCUCGUUUGAUAAUUGAGGUUAACGCCGAAGAAGAAUGUAAAAAUAUCGCCGAAAAUGAUUCAACCCUCCUCGUAUUUCAUUUCUUCGUUGUAUUUACGAAUUAAUCCGAAAAGAAAUAUUCAGCCACUCGACGAAAUACGAUACAUAUCAAAUCGCGCUGAGGUUUCCAUUGAUGCAGAAAACAACGUCUGACUGAACAUUGACCCAUUUCACUGAAACUCGCCUAACUCGAAAAAAGUAACGUGCAUACACUCACAAUCGAAAAACAGUGGUUGCGAAGCACAUUCUACUGCAAUUAGCGUUGCGUUAAUGGCCUAUACGAUCGUAUUUGGCCCGGAUAAGAGUAUGUAAUCCGUGAAUACACACACACAUACACGCAUGAAUAAAUCGGUCAGCAUCGUUUUUUCGGCAGUCGAAUAGCAAAGCAUUAAUUUUUUCCUUUUUUUCCGUCGACGGCCGAUAAUUAGCAAGAGACUUACAUUCGAAAGAAUCUUUUGGUAGAUACGAGAGCGCUAAUGUAACGCUCCGCGGGAGGGCUAAUUACGCGCCUGAUUGAAUUGCAGAUGCGGACAAAAAAACGCUAAUUAACACUCUUCGCUCGGGCGCGUGCAAGAGCACGAAAAAGCGAGGGACUCGCUAAUUAUCGUCGACGUUCUUUUCGUUCGUUGUAAUGCUGAUUUACAUGCGCGUGCGGGGGCAACAAACAAAGCGGCGUUAAUAUACUCGUACUCUUUUACAUUGUUACGAUAGUUGACCUACAUCCUCGUUUUUCUUCCGUUUCUUUCUGCACCGUGAUAUUAAAAAACAGACCUGAGAGGAUGUUCACGCUAACGAAAAUCCGACGAGGAAUAGAAAAAAAAAGAAUGAUAUAUAAGAAGUCAUCUGACAUAAUUGCUUUGUAAAAGUAUCAGAAUAAUAAUAUACAUGUGAUGCGACCUUAAAGAGAAUUUAUAAUGAGUAACGAUGUUAUCAUAAGGAAUAGUAAGUUAAACUUACUAUUAUUAUACACUUGUUACGUCCAAUUUUAUCAAAGAUAAAAUCAAUACAAUCAGGUAUGUUAAUUAAAUGAUAAUUGUGAUAAUCUCAUAAACGCAGUUUUUCAUACUUCCUAAAUGGGAUUUAGCCGAAGAAGACAAAAAAAGAAAAUGAAAAAAAAUAAAUAAAUAAAUAAAUAACAAUAAACUCUGACGCAGAUAUUGGUUCAUAAUUUCCUUCUCUUCGCGUAUUCCGUGAGGAUACGUAAAACAAACGAUUUGCCACGUAAAUUGAAUGAAAACCCGACAGAUGGUCGUUAAACAGCAAAAUACAUUUAAUUUUUUGUAAAUAAAACUGAAUAGGCUAACAAUUCUGUAAUGACAAUUAUUCAAGCUGAUAGAAUUUAAUGUUGGUCGGCGAUACAGAGAAAGGCCUAGUCUCGAGCAGCAAUAACUAUAUGAUAACGUUGAAGCUCGAAACUCGUUGUACUCUUUCGUUGAGCACUGUUGUCGAUGGUUGGCGAAGAACAAUAUAAAAAAGUAUUAAAAAUAAUAAACAAAGCAAGUAAAACAAGUAUUGUAACUCGAAUAGUCGUAUAAAACAAAACUUUUUAAUCCCCCCAUCCUCAUUAUGCAACAAACUUAUAUCAAAGAGAACUCGAAAGUAUAUUCCUACUAUUUUAUAUUAGCUAAGAUUUUACUUGCUUUUCUUUUCAAUAAGCAAACAAGAGAAAAGAUAAAGAGAAUGUCGUCGUUGUGUGAGUGUCGCGCGCAAAUGAGAGCGAGAGAACAUUUGUUUUUUUGUGCUAAUAAUGUGCUUCUACAUAUAGAGAAUACGUAAGAGAAUUAAAGUAAAGAAAGACACGAAAUAAACUUCUGUCGGAUAUCUUCUUCCUCGCGACAGAAGCGUUUUUAUUAUUAAAGAAGAAAAAAGUAAUCAAGCAUAUUAUACGAAUAUAAGAACACGAGAUAUUCUACGUAAGGGACGUUUUUAUUGUUUCCAUCUAAAACAACAAAAAAUGAAGCCAUUCUCCUCCAGUGUAUAAAGCAUAUACAUAUUAUGAACUAUCGUAACUAUAAAUAACUCAAAGUGAAAGAUAAAAGUGAAUACGUAUAUAAGUAAACGCGCAAGCUUACUUUUAAGUAUGUAGAGUGUAUAGUAUACAGAGGGGAGAGAGAGAGAGCCAGAGAGCAAAGAAAAAAAAAGGACAACAAAAUUUCAUGAGUCUACUGUGUUUGUACAUAAUAAACACUUUGUCACACUGUUAUAUUUAUUAAAAAGAUGAGACAGAUUAAAGGAAAACAAGUAUUAUUAAGUAUUGAGGAAAGAACAACAUUUAUUGGCAUAUAAAUAUCGAAAAAACAAUUGAUCGAAGAAUACGAUAUGACACACAGGGGUGGUGACGAAAAGAUAAAGCGAAAAAAAUUGAUUACAUUAAUUAUAGUUUAAGUGAUUAUUAAGCUAAUUAUUAUAUAAAUAUAUAUAUAUAUACAGGGUGGCCCAUUUUAAGUGAUCCACUCAGAUAUCUAGAUUGGAGUGAGUUUUAUCGAAAAAAGUUUCAGACAAAAGUUACUCAACUUUGAGGGGGCCAUGUUUCUAUGACCUUGGAUUUGACCUUGGAGGUCAUGUUCAAGGUCAUUUCAAGGUCAACUUUGUUUUUUUAAAUAGGAACCCCCAUUUUUGACCCCGGAUUCGGAAAGAGCGGGAAAUUUUACGUCCAAAACGGUAUUUUUAAAUUUUUUUUCAUGGCCUAGAGAAGGUCGAUUCAAAUCCGACGUUUGGAUAAGGUAUUGUGUUGAGUUUCGCGCUAUGUGCGAAUCCGGGGUCAAAAAGAGGGGUUUCCAUUACAAAAAACACUUCGACCUUGAAAUGACCUUCAAAAUGAGGUUAAAGGUCAAAGGUUUUUGGUGCAUUGGGUGGCCCACUCUAUUCUGAACAAAUUUUGUAGAGGUCAUUUUUCGAUAUCUUAAAAAUUAAAAAAACGCUUUUAGGCAGUUUUUCAAGCAUUUGACCUUAAAUCGACCUUCUCUAGGCCAUGAAAAA